Messenger RNA from Linepithema humile (Argentine ant), 1611 nucleotides. It is a transcript of the gene DNApol-alpha50, whose product is annotated as DNA primase small subunit. Gene Ontology annotation, cellular component: alpha DNA polymerase:primase complex. Gene Ontology annotation, biological process: DNA replication, synthesis of primer. The record is from RefSeq and is a predicted model, not a curated record. Lineage: Eukaryota; Metazoa; Arthropoda; Insecta; Hymenoptera; Formicidae.
GGCUGUGGGAAAGAUCGCAUCACUGCUGUGGAAAGAGACAGUUUAAUAUUCGCGCCAUUUAUUCAUCGUAAAUUUUUCCAUCUUUUGCUUGAUUUUCUUAUACAAAAGCAAAUUGUGUAUUUUUCUAACGAACACAUGUAGUAUUAUUUCAAGAUAUACUUAAUAUAUGGAAAAAUUGUAAUAAUUUAAAAAUCAUAAGUUACAUACCUACAAAUUGCAUACAUAACCUGACAUUCUAUUAGCAACGAGUUCAAUAUGAAUGAUGUUAUAGAUUCACUCGAUUUAUUACCAGUUUAUUAUUCGAGGUUGUUUCCGUUUGCUGACUAUUAUAAGUGGCUAAGUUAUGGAAAUGCGGCUACUUUUAGCAAAAGAGAAUUCUCUUUUACACUAUCGGACGAUAUUUAUAUACGUUAUCAGUCUUUUAAUGAUCAAAAAGGACUAUCAGAUGAAAUUAAAAGACUGCUGCCACAUAAGAUAGACAUUGGAGCGGUUUAUAAUGUUCAACCAAAAGAUCAAAAGAAAGGUCCCACCUUUCGGCCAAUUGAGAGAGAACUAGUAUUUGAUAUAGAUAUGACAGAUUAUGAUGAAGUGAGAACAUGUUGCAAAGGAGCAGAUAUUUGUAAUAAAUGUUGGAAGUUUAUGUCGCUUGCUUGCAAAAUAUUGGAUAGUGCAUUGAGAUCGGAUUUUGGAUAUAAGCACAUCUUGUGGGUGUUUUCUGGCAGAAGAGGUAUUCAUUGUUGGGUAUGUGAUUCUGCAGCACGUGUUUUGACAGGACAAGUAAGAGCGGCAGUUGCUGAAUAUUUACAACUCAUAGGCGGAGGUGAAUUUAUGAAGAAAAAAAUACAUCUUACUAGUGAUAAAAUUCACCAUUCUGUCAAACGUGCUCUCGAUAUAAUCGAUCCUAUUUUUAUUGAAAUGAGUGUUAAAGAACAGAAUAUGUUGGGUACAGAGGAAGGAAUUGAAAAAUUUCUUCCAAUACUACCCAACGAGGAGGAUAGACAAGAGGUGAAGACAUUGUUUAGUAAGGAGAACACCAGUGAAGCAAGAUGGAAUGUAUUCGUACAAUAUAUUGAAUCUAAACGAACAGGAGGAGACCGAAAAUGGUAUUUGUAUCGUCAUUUAAUAGAAGAGAUAAAAUUACAAUAUUCGUAUCCAAGAUUAGACAUAAAUGUCAGCAAAGGUUUAAAUCACUUGCUAAAAUCUCCUUUUUGCGUUCACCCAAAAACUGGAAAGAUUUGUAUACCAUUCAAUGCGAAUACAGUAGACAAAUUUGUUCCUGACAAAGUACCUACGAUAAUGACAUUGAUAGAGGAGAUUAAUGCGUACGACGUAAAGAACAAGAUUGAAGAAGAAACAUAUGUACUAAAUAAAAAGCGGAUAAAAGAUUACAAAAAAACAAGUCUGAACAAAUCACUACAUGUUUUUCAAGAAUUCUUACGACACUUAGAAGCCGAGCGGCGGGAACAGAGGUUAAAAGGAAAACUUUCAGCCGAUAAUAUGGAAUUUUAAGGGAUUGUCUAAUGAUACUAAAAUAUAACAUUGUUUUACAUUGGAUUUAAUAUUAUUUAUAAUGUUUCAACGUAGUUUUGUAAAAUAAACAAAUUUUUACUC